CCCGCGGCUCCAACUCCCGGGCAGGCUGGGGUACCGGCCGGGCGCGGGCCGGGAAUCGCGCCUGCCGACCGCCUCUCCGCCGCCCGCUCCCCCGCCGCGUCCCGAGGACUGGACGCGCUGGGCAAGCUGAGCGGCGCGCGGACCAGCCCUGGAGGCCGACAGUCAGCAAAGUUUGGUCUUAAGAGGAAGUGGUCGACAGCCCCGGCAGGUGGCAGCCAGGCCUAGACCGGGACACUCGAGGCCUGCCGCCCGACUGUAAGCAAGGACGCGCCCCAGCCCCCGGCCCCAGCUCCGAGCCGAGUGCCGGGACCUCGGAGUUCGCCCCCGGGAGAAGACUCCAGGCGAUCGCAGGAAACAAGUCAGAAGUUGGCGAGAGGCUCCGCCUCUAGCCCUGGGUGGCCUCCGCCUCCCUAGCCCCCCCCCCCCCCGCCCUGGCCGCGGGAGCUCGGAUCGGAUCGAGCCCGGGUCAUGAGGCCCCGAGGAGCAGCGGCACCCGGGAGCCUGGACCCCUGGGAAAUCCCUGCCUCUCCGCUGGGUAGACGACCGGAGCUCCGGGACUCGCCCUGCGCUUCCGGACGCCUCGGGAUGCUGGCUGCCAUCCUCCUGCUCCUCCUCCUUGGAGGCGCUCUGGCCCAUCCAGACCGUACCAUUUUCUCAAAUCCUGCUUGUGUGAACCCCCCAGCACUGCUCUUGGAAGUGCAGGGAACCUUACAGAGGCCCCUGGGCCGGGAAAGCCGAAGCUUUCCUGCCAACUGUACCUGGGUCAUCCUGGGCAGCAAGGAGCAGACUGUGACGGUCAGGUUCCAGAAACUGCACCUGGCCUGUGGCUCAGAGCAUUUACUCCUGCACUCUCCUCUUCAGCCACUGAUCUCCCUGUGUGAGGCACCUGCCAGCCCUCUGCAGCUGCCAGGGGGCAACGUCACCAUCACCUACAGCUAUGCCGGGGCCAGAGCACCCAUGGGCCAGGGCUUCCUGCUCUCCUACAGCCAAGAUUGGUUGAUGUGCUUGGAGGAAGAGUUCCAGUGCCUGAACCACCGCUGUAUACCUGCCGGCCUGCGCUGUGAUGGGAUUGAUGCCUGCGGCGAUGGCUCAGACGAAGCCGGUUGCAGCUCAGACGCAUUCCCUGGCCUGACCCCUGACCCCAGCCCCACCCUAUCCUGCAAUCUCACCUUGGAGGAUUUCUACGGGGUUUUCUCCUCCCCUGCAUUUUCACACCCACCCUCAGUCUCCCACUCCCAGUCCCCCCAGUCCUGCCUGUGGCUGCUGGACCCCCAUGAUGGCCGGCGGCUGGCAGUGCGCUUCACAACCCUGGACUUGGGCACUGGGGAUGCAGUGCAUGUGUAUGAUGGCCCUGGGCCUCCCGAGACCCCUCGGCUGCUACGCAGUCUAACCCACUUCAGCAAUGGUAAGGCUGUCACUGUGGAGACACUGUCUGGCCAGGCUGUCGUGACCUACUACACACCUGCUAAGAACAGUGGUCGUGGAUUCAAUGCUACCUACCAUGUGUGGGGAUACUGCUUGCCUUGGGACCGGCCCUGUGGCUUGCGCUCUGGCCUGGGGGCUGGUGAAAGCCUAGGGGAGCGGUGCUACAGUGAGGCACAGCACUGCGAUGGCUUGUGGGAUUGUGCCGAUGGCACAGAUGAGGAAAACUGCCCCAGCUGCCCACCUGGACACUUCCCCUGCGGGGCUGCCGACACCCCUGCUGCCACUGCCUGCUACCUACCUGCUGACCGCUGCAACUACCAGACAUUCUGUGCCGAUGGAGCAGAUGAGAGACGCUGCCGGCACUGCCAGCCUGGCAACUUCCGAUGUCAAGAUGAGAAAUGCGUAUAUGAGACAUGGGUGUGCGAUGGGCAGCCAGACUGUGCCGACGGCAGUGAUGAGUGGGAAUGCUCCUAUGCCCUGCCCCGAAAGGUCAUCACAGCUGCAGUCAUUGGCAGCCUGGUGUGUGGCCUGCUGCUGGUCAUCGCCCUGGGCUGCACCUGCAAGCUUUAUGCCAUUCGCACCCAGGAGUACAGCAUCUUUGCACCCCUCUCCCGGAUGGAGGCUGAGAUUGUGCAACAGCAGGCACCCCCCUCCUAUGGGCAGCUCAUUGCCCAGGGUGCCAUCCCUCCUGUGGAAGACUUCCCUACGGAGAACCCUAAUGACAACUCAGUGCUGGGCAACCUGCGUUCUCUACUGCAGAUCUUGCGUCAGGAUGUGACUCCAGGGGGUGCCUCAGGUGGCCGCCGCCGCCAGCGGGGCCGCUCAGUGCGUCGCCUGGUUCGCCGUCUCCGUCGCUGGGGCCUGCUUCCCCGAAUCAACCCUCCAGCUCGGGCCCCUGAGACCAGACCCCAGGUCACACCUUCCUCUGCUCCCCUGGAGGGCCUGGAUGGCAGCACAGGUCCAGCCUGUGAGGGUGGAGCAGUGGGUGGGCAGGAUGGGGAAGAAGCACCCCCCCUGCCCAUCAAAUCCCCCCUCCCAUCUGCCAGCGCAACUCCAGCCCUCCCUACUGUCCCUGAGACCCAGGGACCACUGCCCUCAGCUCCUCUAGAGCCAUCACUGUUGUCUGGAGUGGUGCAGGCCCUUCGAGGCCGCCUCCUGCCCAGCUUGUGGCCCCCAGGACCAACCUGGACCCCACCUGGACCCCACACAGUGGUCUUGGCCCCAGAGGAUGAGGACGAUGUGCUGCUAAUGCCACUGGCUGAGCCAGGAGUCUGGGUGGUUGAGGCAGAGGAUGAGCCACUGCUUUCCUGAGGUGACCUGGCUCUCCUGCAGGCUCUAAUCACAGCAGCAUGACCUGCUAGAGGCUAGUUCAGCUUCCCCAUUGACGUGUGUAGCUGCUGGAAGUUAGAUGUCCUGCAAGCAGGGAGAGGGCUUGAUGAGACCUCUGUAUACAGCCAGAGACCACCGUCCCUCCACCUCCCUCUCCUCAUCCCACAGCUACCUGGACCAUACAGUUCUUAAAGGAUCAUAGGCCUGGACACUCCAUCCUUGCCAAACCCCCACCCAAAAGUGGCCUUAAGCACCAGAAUGCCAAUUGGUUGGAAACUCACCAGCAUCUAAGGCGGGGAAUCAGGCAGAGCCAGAGGUUCUGCCAACCUCCAUCCAUAGAGGGCCUGGUUCACAAAAAGAACACACUGAAUACCUCUGUCCCAUAGCUAGGUCAUUGCCCAGGAAAUUAAAGUAAAAAAUAAAGGAAUCACAAGUUUUAA
Messenger RNA from Heterocephalus glaber (naked mole-rat), 3194 nucleotides. It is a transcript of the gene Lrp10, whose product is annotated as LDL receptor related protein 10. Lineage: Eukaryota; Metazoa; Chordata; Mammalia; Rodentia; Bathyergidae. Gene Ontology annotation, cellular component: plasma membrane. The record is from RefSeq and is a predicted model, not a curated record. Gene Ontology annotation, molecular function: protein binding; low-density lipoprotein particle receptor activity.